GAGCUCUGUGAAAGGGCGGGAAAGGCGGUUGGCGAGGGAGGGGCGAGCGGUUACUCACUCCAUGGCUGCGGGAAGGAGAGGAGGCGGCGGCGGCCUCAGCUGAACAGACGGUGGGAGCGGAGAGUGCAGGCGCGAAACCUCCCCAAGGUUGCAGACGCUGACGGAUUUGUCCCAGAGUCGGAGCAGCUGCCACCUGGAGAUUCCACAGCCAUGAGUGGGUUUAACUUUGGAGGCACCGGGGCCCCUACUGGCGGCUUUACGUUUGGCACUGCGAAGACUGCAACCACUACACCCGCCACUGGCUUUUCCUUCUCUUCUUCCGGCACUGGAGGGUUUAAUUUUGGGGCUCCCUCCCAGACAACUGCAGCCACCCCUUCCACUGGCCUCUUCUCACUCACCACACAGACCCCAACCACACAGACACCAGGAUUCAACUUCGGGACAACACCUGCUUCUGGAGGAACUGGCUUCUCCCUGGGGAUCAAUACCCCAAAGCUCAACCUGAGUAACACAGCUGCCACAUCAGCCACAGCCAACACUGGCAGCUUUGGACUUGGUAGUAGCACCCUUACCAAUGCCAUCUCAAGUGCUGGCACCUCCAGCCAGGGGACAGCCCCCACCGGCUUUGUGUUUGGGUCCUCUAACACUUCUGCUCCAUCUCCUGGCUCCACGGGGUUCUCAUUCACCAGCGGCAGUGCGUCCCAGCCUGGAGCCUCUGGCUUUGGCCUUGGCUCUGUGGGCAGCUCAACCCAGCCCACAGCACUGUCUGGCUCUCCCUUCACUCCAGCCACGCUGGUGACGACUACAGCAGGAACAGCACAGCCAGCUGCUGCUGCACCUACUGCUGCCACCACCAGUGCAGGGUCCACACUCUUUGCUUCCAUAGCGCCUGCUCCUGCCUCAUCCAGUGCUACAGGGCUCUCGCUCUCAGCUCCAGUGACAACUUCAGCCACUCCUAGUGCUGGGACUCUGGGCUUCAGCCUCAAGGCCCCUGGGGCAGCUCCUGGCCCCUCCACCACCAUCUCCAGCACCACCACCUCUGCCACGACCACCUCCACCACAACCUCUGGCUUUGCCCUGAGCCUGAAACCCCUAGUGUCAGCUGGUCCCAGCAGUGUGGCCACUACUGGGACUGCUCUGCCUGGCUCCAGCAGUGCAGCAGGGACUGCCACCGGCCCCGCGAUGACCUAUGCGCAGCUGGAAAGCCUGAUCAACAAGUGGAGCCUGGAGCUGGAGGAUCAGGAGCGGCACUUCCUGCAGCAGGCCACACAGGUCAAUGCCUGGGACCGCACACUGAUUGAGAACGGGGAGAAGAUCACCACGCUACAUCGGGAAGUGGAAAAGGUGAAGCUGGAUCAGAAGCGGCUGGAUCAGGAGCUAGACUUCAUCCUGUCACAGCAGAAGGAACUGGAGGACCUGCUGAGCCCAUUGGAGGAGUCAGUGAAGGAGCAGAGUGGCACCAUCUACCUUCAGCAUGCCGACGAGGAGCGUGAGAAGACCUUCAAGCUGGCUGAGAACAUUGAUGCGCAGCUCAAGCGCAUGGCACAGGACCUCAAGGAUAUCAUCGAGCACCUGAACAUGGCUGGUGGUCCUGCAGACACCAGCGACCCACUGCAGCAGAUUUGCAAGAUCCUCAAUGCACACAUGGACUCCCUACAGUGGGUGGACCAAAGCUCUGCCCUGCUGCAGAGGAGAGUGGAAGAGGCCAGCCGCGUGUGUGAGGGCCGCCGCAAGGAGCAGGAGCGCAGUCUGCGCAUUGCCUUCGACUAGCCCUGCAUGAAUGGGGGGGGCUUCUUGGGUGGUUGUGCUGUUGAGAGGAAGGUUCUUUGGCUUGACUUGCACUCAGCAGAAGUUGUACAGGGCAUGGCACUCGAUGUAACCUGUGUGCUCUGGGGCCCAGCAUGAAUAUCACUGAGCUCUAGGCCAGCAUUUAAAGAACAAAGACAAGGGUUCCAUUCAGUUCUAAUCCAUCCAAUUUGGCCUUCAGUCACUCCAGUAUGGCUGUGACUGUGGGACAGAGCGCUCGCUCUGAAGGAGAUGCUGGACAAGAAACUUACCUUGGAUGGAGACAUGGUGGGUUUGAAAGCCCAAGGUUUCUGCUCCUCUCCAGCUCCCAUCUAGCUCAUGUCCUCCAGAGCAUCUGCCACACAAAGCAGUCACCGAGGCACAGUGAGCUAACAACUGCUUUGACCUGACUACCUCCUUCACUCCUAGAUGGUGAGCUCCUGUGGCAGGAACCGAUUACCCUUGAGGCUAGAGUGACAGCAAAUUUGCUUCUGGAUAUCCCAGUGUCAAAACUAUCUUAGUCACAGUCAGAUGCACAGUGUUGAAGGCUAGCAGUCAUGUCCUGGUCUGUUUUAUUUCCUUGUACCUUGCUGUAGCCUCUGUGAUCCCUGAUCAAAUGUUGCUUUUCUAAAUAAAGAAAAAUUUGUGAAAUCAGACCUGCUGUGGACGUAAGUGGUGAAGAAAGGUCCCAAGACUCGGCAGGGCAGUGCUGGUGGGAUGUCGAGUUGUGGGCCAUUGGGUUGGAGCCACUGAUUGAGCCACAUGGGCCCAGUCUUUACCUUCCUUGGGGUAGGUGGGGUGUAGGUGCACAUGGGUGGACAAUCAUCCACUGCGUGCAGGUGUCAUUGUGAUGUCAUCAGUAGCGGAGAUCAGGGUACACUGGGAGGUGAUAUCCAGAUGCUGGGUUCAUGCUGUGCAUUUGACAAAUGCUCUUACAGUCUGAAGAUUCCAGCAUGGAGCCACAAGUUAUUUCCUUUGUUUAUGUUGGGCUUCAAAGUA
Molecule: messenger RNA, 2784 nt
Organism: Chionomys nivalis (European snow vole)
Lineage: Eukaryota; Metazoa; Chordata; Mammalia; Rodentia; Cricetidae
Gene: Nup62
Product: nucleoporin 62
Exons: 2
Coding region: 211-1770 (519 amino acids)
Biological process (GO): protein import into nucleus; RNA export from nucleus
Cellular component (GO): nuclear pore; nuclear pore central transport channel
Molecular function (GO): phospholipid binding; structural constituent of nuclear pore
Source: RefSeq, a predicted model, not a curated record